AGUCUGAAAACAGGCCAAAGAAACCGUAGGUUAAACUACAGAGUGCUUCUCAACACCAUGGUUAGGUUAAUAUGAAACUAUUGGAUCUAUAAUUGGUAACACUUAACGACUUGGCUUUGGCGCCGCACAGAAAGCUUAAAACCUGGAGGGGAUUGAAGGUUCUUCUUGGAUGGAGCCUGUUAGACCUGUGCCAAACGGUUCUGAGUAGUCAGUCCAGCAUUAAUCGCCAAGAUGGAGGGAGAUGAUGGUGACUUCCCCACUGAGCCAUCAGAGCACUCUAAUUCCCAGCGAGGAAGUGUGGCUUCCUCACUCACCAGAGCCCAGGAUUUGUUGGUGUACUUGGCGAGUGACAGCGCAGUGCACUUGACUUUGGAGAAUCUUGGUUGUGUGAAUGCUCAGGAGCUCGGUCGCAACGUCCGGGAGGCCCUCAACAUUCCCAACUCUGCUGUAGACGUGUUUGCUUUCUGGUUCUGCUCUCCCUUGCUUGAGCUGCAGUUGAAGCCAAAACAUCAGCCCUACAAGUUGUGUCGUCAGUGGCAGGACCUGCUAUACCGCUUCACUGAGGCCCCUGCAGAAGACAUUUCUCAAGAUGAGCCAAGUCUUGUGUUCAAAAGAAAUGUUUUUUAUCCCAGAUCAAAAGAACUUCAGAUUGAAGAUGAAGGAGUGUUAAGGCUGCUUUAUGAUGAGGCCAAGAUGAAUAUCUUGGAGGGUCGUUACCCUUGUGACCCUGAACACUGGUUGACAUUGGGAGCGUUGUCAUGUGCUAUUGAGCUGGGGAAUGGGCUAGAUGACCAGGCUGUCACAGCUGCAAUCAGAGAGAAGAAGCUAUGCUCCUUUCUGCCAGCCCAUGUUGCUUUAGGAGGAGGAGGUUUUCUGUCCACACUGAGAGGGAGGGGAGGGCGGCACGCUGAGAUGGAGCAAAAUCUUUUAAAGGAGUAUCGUUCUGUUUGCUCCUCUUCUGCAAGCAGCUCCAGCCAGGAGCCCACACCUCUGCUGCACCAGUACCUCAGGACUUGCCACACCCUGCCUUACUACGGAUGUGCUUUCUUCAUGGGUGAGAUAGACAAGCCAGCCCAGGGCCUCCUUCACAGAGGUGGUCGUAAAGCUGUGAAUGUGGGCAUCAGUCUGGAAGGAGUAUAUGUCAUGGAUGUAAAAGAGAAGUGUGGGUCCAACACUUUCAAGCUACAGAAAGCACAUAAAGGCAGAACAAAGAUGAAAGAAAGUCAUACAAGUUUGAGAUGGCAUGAGGAUUUUGUCCAUCGGAAUCAUAAUCAUCUCUCUGGUUCUGAUCUCCUUCAGCAUGUCCUACUUGGUCUGAAGUUCAGUGAACUUUCCUGGGAUCACAGUUACCCUGAGACAGAGGGCGACUCGCAUAUACUCUGGCUGGAAUUUGAUGGGGAGGAGGCUGGUGUGCCCGUCAAUAAAUUAUUAAAGAUUUAUUCCAAACAGGCCGAGCUGAUGAGUGGUCUGAUUGAGUUUUGUGUGGAGUUACGCUCUGUCUCUGAGUCAGCAGCUACAGGGACUGAUGGUGAAGUCACACCUUCCCAAGCACCUUCAGUUCAGGUGGAAGGCAGCGAGAAAACCCGAGAGAGACGGCAGGGCAAACUGCGCAGACAGAACAGCGUGGUCUGUAGCCGAGUACAUUCGCUCAGUACCAUCAACUAUGUUGAUGACGGCAAAGAGAUCAAGCGUCUGAAGCCAAAGAGAGCUGCUUCUUUCUUCACGCGACAGGCGCAGCCUCCCACUUACUCGGCUGUUGAGGUGACUGAAAGUUUGGAGUAAGGGUGAGCCCUGAGCUUCAACACUGCCCUCUUCUGCCCGGUGACCAAAAAUACAUCUGUCCAUUGAGAUUCUCAGAGACAAUGUUUGUUACACAGUACAAAACUGAUCUAAAUGGACAGAUCGGACCAAGAUCACAAACUGAAGAGCUUAACCACUAUUUAUAGAUGAUUUGUGCAUUGUCAAAAGAUUUCUCUGUUGGCCGUAAAAAAAGAAUGUGAAAUUUGAUUUAAUGUGCUGUUGUGAUAAACUAAUUAAGACAUUUUGGUUCAAGUGCAGUGGCUGUUAGACAGGCAAGGGAAGGGGGCUUGACAAACACAUCUGAAAUCUCUGUUUAGAAUCUCUGAAUGUAGAUUUCAACUAUGCAACCAUCAAACCAAACUACAUCCCAGUGGCUGUAAAUCAAGAGUACACUUUGAGCCAUGCCAUUGAUACUGAUAUAGAACUAGUCCUCCUGCACCAAAGCAAACAGUUAAUGCCUCUAAUAAAGGCCAACUGCUUCUAUACACAAACCAGGGCUCCUCUAUGGCAGAGCAUUGCGGAGACACCAUAGAGUAAGAGACAACAUUCCGCACUAUGUAUCCACUGAAUGCGUAUAUUGUUUUUGCUUGUCUGCAUAUGCAGAUUUCUACCGAGCAGCAAGAUAGUUGUUACUACAUCAUCAAAUAGAUUUGUAUUUGUUCAGUGAUGACUGAAGGUACAUUAUGACACAGCAAAUUGAGUGUAUUUGUAUAGUUCCCCGAAACUUUCAUCCGUAGUGUGUGUGGAGUGUGAGAAGUUUCAGUAGAGUGUAUCAGUGGUCCCACUACCUUGUUGCUCUGGAGAACUAUGCCUUUCUGAUGGAGUGCAAUGUAAUUCACUGCUCAAAACAAUACAGGUCCCACAAGAAAGUCAUCUGCAUUGUAAUACCGAAAGAACCUUUUAUAUGUCUACGUUCACUUUAGUAAAUAAUUAAAAUCACCAGUUGUGGAGGUAUUUAGUGAUGCAAUGUAUGAAACCCAUCCCUAAGCAUUGUACUGUAUUUCCGGGCUCUUUGAGCUGAAUGUACUUAACUACAUUAAAUGUAUCUAUUGUUUUGCUAAACGAAUGGCAACACAGGGCUCGACAUUAAUGCUUGUCCGGGACAACCACAAAUAAUUGCUAAGGAAUGCUACUUGUGAGAUGUAAUUGUUAGGUUAUCUGAUCCUAAAGUAUGAUCCUUAAUGUCCAUUUACAAUCUUUGCCACAUUUUACCUGAAGUACACUGUAUGUCCAGCAACAUGUGUGCUAUUGUAUGUAAAUCUGAAUCACUGUAAUAUGGUCAUAAGCAAAUAUUCUUUCAUACAAGUGUUUAGCAUUAAAACCCAUGACUAAUAUCAUUUUCGCCCUCCAUAGACAAAGUGCAGUAUCUACACAUUUAGUCAAAAUUGAGUUUGUUGGUUUUUUGUGGGACUGAAUUAUGGUUUCUUAGUCUAUGAUUUACGCUAUGUCUGAGUUGGUUCACUAUAUGGUUGAAUUUGUGUCCCUAAGUGCUUGUUCUGUUUUGCUAUUCAAGGUAAUGCACUUUUAAUUUUACAGGAGACUUAAGCAUUCUGGCAAGUAAACAAUCAAUUUAACUUGUCUGAAGGAAAGCUUAAUGUCAAGCCUUACAGCAUUAACAGCUUUUCACUUACCAGACGGAAGUCUGUAUUUAUCCAUGCUUAUCAUCUACUGGCUUAAAUUGAUUGUGGAAUAUGCAUCUUUCUGUAAACUUUUCUUUGCCUGCCACACUAGAGACUUGAUCACAUUUAAAUAUGUGUAAAAUGAAAGUCUUUCAAAUUUUCUUUUGUAAUAAGCUGAUCUGUGAAAUUAAUACAGCAACCAAUGGUUUUGAAAAACGGACCAGCGGAAUGGCGGAAAAUGAACGGUCUACACUGAAUUCAGAAAUGUUCAUUGCAUUUGUGCAAAGCUUUUGCACUGCCAUGAAGACAUUAAUCCCAAAUCUUCUGUAUUAUUGUACCAUUUUUUAAACCCAUUCUAAUAUUUUUAUUUCAAUCUGAACAUAUCGGGCACACACAGUACAUGCACCCACAAACUGUGUUGUAGUAGUCACAUCUAUGUCCUAGAACUACUAAAUCUGUCAAUACUAAUUUAAAGUGCCUUUUUACAUGUACAUUUGUCCGUCACUAUAGUUUUAGCUGUCACUGUACGUCAUUUCAUUUUCUUGAGUUGUAUCUCCACCACAUUUUGUUGUUUGUGAAGUUUAUACACAAAUUAGCACUACCAAGUUUUUGUGUCUGUAUGAUUAACUAAAACCAUUUAUAUGCAACAUUAACCUUUUUAUUCCUGCUUUAUACUAACUUCUGAAUGUGACUUUAGAAUGGAUUUUAUAUUGAGGUUAUAUUUAAGUGAUGCCUGCAAUGAAGUCUUUAAAGUGUUUAUCAAAAAGAAUUACACCUUGAGGAGAAAAAAAGAAGGCAAGAAAUAAAUGUAACAGUAACUCAAUUUUGUGUCUUAUUUGCAUGUUUUUAAAGGUUUAGUUCACCUGAAAAUGAAAAUUCUGUCAUUUACUUACACUCAUUUUGUUCCAAACCCAUGUAUCUACUGUAUGGGGUAACAGCUGGGUCCUCAAUAUGUAUAUUGAAGAAUAAAAUUCAGAGUCAGGUUUUGCAAUAAUCAAA
Myxocyprinus asiaticus (Chinese sucker) is the source of this 4418-nucleotide messenger RNA. Its product is annotated as FERM domain-containing protein 8. Gene Ontology annotation, cellular component: plasma membrane; cytoskeleton. The record is from RefSeq and is a predicted model, not a curated record. The transcript is spliced from 14 exons. The coding region runs from base 232 to 1782 and encodes 516 amino acids. NCBI's taxonomy places the organism in Eukaryota, Metazoa, Chordata, Actinopteri, Cypriniformes, Catostomidae. Gene Ontology annotation, biological process: negative regulation of canonical Wnt signaling pathway.